This is a messenger RNA of Miscanthus lutarioriparius, 1365 nucleotides long. The record is from the annotation of a GenBank genome assembly. NCBI's taxonomy places the organism in Eukaryota, Viridiplantae, Streptophyta, Magnoliopsida, Poales, Poaceae.
AUGGCGAACGGGGACGCGGCCGUGGAGGCCGUCGGGAACGGGAAGGAGGAGCCGGCGGCGCGCCAGGCUUCGACGUUCGCGGAGCUGGGUAUCUGCGCGGAGCUAGUGGAGGCGUGCGACGCCAUGGGGUGGAAGGAGCCCACCAGGAUUCAGGCCGAGGCCAUCCCCCACGCGCUCCAAGGGAAGGAUCUGAUCGCGCUGGCGCAGACGGGGUCCGGGAAGACGGGCGCGUUCGCGCUGCCCAUCCUGCAGGAGCUGCUCAGCAACCGGCAGGCCGAGCAGUCUUUCUUCGCUUGCGUGCUCUCGCCAACGAGAGAACUGGCGAUUCAGAUCGCGGAGCAGUUUGAGGCGCUCGGAUCAGCUAUUGGUUUGCGUUGCUCAGUGCUUGUUGGAGGAGUGGAUCGGGUGCAACAAGUGUUAUCCAUUGGAAAACGUCCGCACAUUGUGGUUGGAACUCCUGGCCGUCUUUUGGACCAUUUGACAGAGACUAAAGGUUUUAGUCUUAAGAAAAUCAAGUAUUUGGUAUUGGAUGAAGCCGAUAAGUUACUUAAUGUGGAGUUUGAGAAAUCCCUCGAUGACAUUCUGAGAGAGAUCCCUAAAGACAGGAGGACUUUCCUUUUCUCAGCGACUAUGACCAAAAAGGUAAAUAAGCUGCAACGUGCUUGCCUCAGGAACCCUGCUAAGAUUGAAGCGGCCUCCAAAUAUUCUACAGUAGAUUCACUUAAACAAGAGUUCUAUUUUGUUCCUGCAGAUGACAAGGAUUGCUAUCUUCUUCAUGUUCUGAAUGAGAGGCAAGACAGCAUGAUCAUGAUCUUUGUGCGCACAUGUGAAUCUACUAGGCUCCUUGCUCUUAUGCUGAGGAAUCUUGGUUUGAAAGCUAUGUCUAUCAGUGGCCAGAUGAGUCAGGACAAGAGACUAGGUGCUUUGAACAGGUUCAAAGCGAAAGAUUGCAAUAUCCUUAUUUGCACUGAUGUAGCAAGUCGUGGCCUUGACAUUCAAGGAGUUGAUAUGGUCAUCAAUUAUGAUAUUCCAAUGAAUUCUAAGGAUUAUGUUCAUCGGGUGGGUAGGACCGCACGUGCAGGGCGGUCAGGAUAUGCUGUAUCUUUGGUGAAUCAAUAUGAAGCCCAGUGGUUCGUGCUGAUCGAGAAGCUCCUUGGCAAGCAAAUUGACCAGCGUAAGGUGGACAGAGAUGAAGUCAUGAUACUUAAAGGGCCCAUAUCCGAUGCAAAGAGAAUUGCACUUACGAAAUUGAAGGAUUCCGGCGGCCACAAGAAUCGGAGAAACGUGGGAGAUGACGACGAAGAGGUGGAAGAUCAUUCUCAUUCUAAGAGACUGAAAUCCUUCAAGAAAUCAAACAGACGAUGA